This is a messenger RNA of Macadamia integrifolia, 1769 nucleotides long. RefSeq names its product transcription factor BHLH089-like. Gene Ontology annotation, cellular component: nucleus. Gene Ontology annotation, molecular function: protein dimerization activity; DNA-binding transcription factor activity. Bases 363 to 1424 code for a protein of 353 amino acids. The record is from RefSeq and is a predicted model, not a curated record. Gene Ontology annotation, biological process: regulation of DNA-templated transcription. The transcript has 6 exons. Lineage: Eukaryota; Viridiplantae; Streptophyta; Magnoliopsida; Proteales; Proteaceae.
CCGAGAAUACCUCACUUCACUCACUUCUUUUCAACUCCCGAGGUCUCCUUGUCUCUCUCUUUCACCUCCUCUCUCUCACUCUCUCAGUGCGAGUAGUGGUGCGGAAAGAGCGCAUUGCGCACCACUCUCCACCGAAGAGAGGAAGCAAUCACAGUCACCAUACAUCUUUGAGCUUCUGCUUCUGAUGCUGGUGCCUUACAAACUGUCUCUCUCACUAUAUCUAUAUUAUGUUCGUAGUCUUUAGUUUUCAUCUCGUUUCAAUUUCACUGAAGGUCCCUUUCGCUCUCUUAUCUGUCCUUUUCAUUGAUUUUUAGGAGCUCCCUUUCUGUUGCAUUUACGCUUUUAAAUGGCACUACUGUUGAAUGAAAGUUUGUCGAACUUCAAAUGCAGAUUUUGCAGUCAGAGCUGUUGAGCUCAUCAAGGGUUUUUGGUUGUUGCGCAGCUUUUAUUGUUUUAAUUCUGACUUAAAAGAGACGAAUGUGAGCUUAAGGUUGGAUGAGAAAUUCGGAAGGCUUUGUGCUAUUUUUUGGAUUUUGUGUCUGGAGAUGGAUCCUCCUCUGAUGAAUGAUGGUUCCUUUCGCUCUGUUAACGCCUCAUCUUAUACUUUAACUGAGAUUUGGCCGUUUCCCCUCAACGGAAGUGGCGCUGCUGGUGUUGCUGAACCUGGUAGUGUUUUGGGAUUGAGGAGGCAUCAUUUUGGGCAGAACUUGGCUGGAUUUGGGGAGACUACAGGAAGUGGGACUAUCAAUCGGGAUUUGUCAAUCGAUGAGUCAACGGUUACGGAGCAAAGUGGGAGCCGUGGCGGAGCUGGAAGGAAGCGUAGAGAUGCCGUUUCGGAAGAUGAGUCGUCUAAGCUCGUUUCUACUAGCAGUGGCAAUGACAUGAAUGAUUCUGAUGGUAAACGUCAAAAGGUCUCGGGAUCUGGAGAUGAGAAUGGCGACUCAAAAGUUGACAUGGAAGCAAAUUCAGGAUCUGGUAAUAAGCAAGCUGAACAAAGCAAGCAACCUACUGAGGGAGCUAAGCAAGAUUACAUCCAUGUUCGAGCAAGAAGGGGUCAAGCUACUGAUAGCCACAGCCUGGCAGAGAGAGCUAGAAGAGAAAAGAUUAGCGAGAGGAUGAAGAUUCUUCAAGACCUGGUCCCUGGUUGUAACAAGGUUAUUGGGAAAGCACUUGUCCUUGAUGAGAUCAUUAAUUACAUUCAAUCACUGCAGCGUCAGGUUGAGUUCUUGUCCAUGAAGCUUGAAGCUGUUAAUUCAAGAAUAAGCCCCAGCGUUGAAGGAUUUCCGCCAAAAGAUUUCGGUGAACAGACAUUUGAUACCACUGGAAUGGCUUUCAAUUCACAAGCAACAAGAGAAUAUGGCCAAGGAUCAGCACAGGAGUGGUUGCAUAUGCAGGUUGGUAGUGGAUUUGAAAGAGCAACAUAGUUCUAGGAAGUCCUCGUCAAUUGGCAAUAAGGACAUCAAACAAUCUGUUUCCUUGUUCAAUGGCUGUCAACAAAUAUAUGUCCAUGUCUUAAAUCGUCGAAGGACCUUAUAAUUGUUUUCAAAAUCUGGUGUGGAGCUGUUUCUUUGUUUAUACAAGUGUGUGCUUAAAUAGAAAAUUAGAGCAGCUUCAUUUCUGUGGGUUAGAAAAUCCAUUCUUUUAGCUUCAUAAAUCAUCUGACAUGAUUUCCUGUUCUCUGUUGUAUCAGUAACCUAAAACAAACAUUAUCGUAUGAAUUGUUCCUGAACUCUAUCUAUGACCCAACUAAAGAAAGAUUUUUCAUAGUU